UUGCCUCCUUCGCUUUCUCAGCCAAACUUGGCAUUUUGCACAACUGAACGUGGCUUCCACCCAUCGCUUCGCCAUCCCUCAAACUCCGCUUCGCCCUUCCUCUCCCUCGCAAACAACUUCCAACAAUGGCGUUUUCCUCGAUUCCUCACUCCUAUAAAUCCCCUCCCCCCUCUCCCCUCCCUCUUCAGGUCUGAAGCUGCAAGAGCAAAGGAGAAGCCAAAUCCCUCCCCAAAAUCCCAUCUUUCUCAUCUCCUCUCUUGCUUCAAGAUCCUAGCUCGCCGCCGCACCAGUCAAUGGAGAUGAGGAAGAUCGCCUGCGCCGCUCUCAUCGUCGCAGCCGCCACCACAACCGCUCUCGCAGCCGAAGCACCCGCCCCCGGCCCCGCCAGCGCCUCCUUCGCAGUCAGCCCCGCCAUCGGAGCCGCCAUCGGCGCCUCCUUCCUAUCCUUCUUCGCCUUCUACCUGCAGUGACCUCAACCUCCGGCUCUUGAUGAGAGAAUGACUGCGCUUAUUGUUCAUGGUUCCAUGUUAAUUCUUUCCUUCCGUGUUGUGUGCGUUGUUGGGAUCGAUUUGAUCGUGAGACGAAUGUGAAUCAUUUUUAA
This is a messenger RNA of Zingiber officinale, 601 nucleotides long. Its product is annotated as arabinogalactan protein 23-like. NCBI's taxonomy places the organism in Eukaryota, Viridiplantae, Streptophyta, Magnoliopsida, Zingiberales, Zingiberaceae. The record is from RefSeq and is a predicted model, not a curated record. The transcript has a single exon. Bases 294 to 470 code for a protein of 58 amino acids.